UCCACAUUUGUAAUCUGAUUGUAACCAACAUCACAUCAUCCAAUUAGCCAUAAUUUUUAAGACAAAUUAUACUUCUAAUUUCUAUUUAUUUUUCCUCUCUCUUUCUGCGAAGGGCGAAGGGAACAAUAAUAAACCGUAGCAUAUCCUCCUCUUUCAUCCCUUUCUGGGAAAAAAGAAAACAAAAUUUAUGAAGAACAAUGUUUAGUACCAUUAAAAUCAAAUUUUAGUCAAGAACAAUUCAUGGGUAUUACUGGGUUAUUUCUGAAAUUGGUUGACUCAUUGAUUGAUUGAUUAAAGGAUUAAUCUUUUUUGUUUUUGAUUGAUUUAAAAAGGUGGGUUUAGUUAUGAGAUUCGUUAUUAUAAAUGGGUUCUUUUGGAGUUUUUGAGAAAGAAAGUACAAUGUCUGAAUUGGUUGCUCGAACUGGUCGCCAUCAACAACGCUAUGAAGAUGGUUGUCGCCUUGUUGCAGGGUGUAUCCCUUUUAGAUAUAGAAGUUGCGACGGAAGUGAUGGAACAGAAUUUGAGAAGCUUGUGGAAGUGCUUAUGAUCAACUCAACUAGUGGGCCUGGUCUUCUGUUUCCAAAGGGAGGCUGGGAAAAUGAUGAAACUGUUGAGGAGGCAGCACGACGUGAAGCAAUGGAAGAGGCUGGUGUGAAAGGCGACCUAUUGGAUUGUGUUGGAUACUACGACUUCAAGAGCAAAACCCUGCAAGACGAUUAUAGUCCAGAAGGUUUAUGCAAGGCGGCUAUGUUUGCGUUGCUUGUGAAAGAGGAACUCGAGUAUUGGCCUGAGCAGAGUACCCGCGAGCGGAAAUGGUUAACCAUAACUGAAGCGUUAGAAUGUUGCCGACACCCAUGGAUGCGGGAAGCCCUUGAAGAAGGUUUCAUGAAGUGGCAUGCAAACAGGGUCGCAAUCACCGAGUAAGAAGUCGAAUUUUCACGAGUUAUUUCAAGAUAUAUUUUCAGGGUUUUUGUUGGAGCUUUUUUCGUUGAAUUCCCUUUUCUGGGAAGGGAUGACAUCAUCAUCACGACAUCACCAUACCCAGUGUUUUACGCCCAUAGAAAAAAUGAUUAAGAUGAAAGGGAUGUCGUCUCUUUUUUUAGUUUUCUCUCUCUUUUAGAAAUCUAUUUUGCCUCGAGUGGUUUUAAAGUACAAAGAAAAGGCAUGUUGAGUUCCCCCAUGGCCCCAACUGUUUUUAGAGUUGUCUUAAUUUUGAUUUCCAUAAGAAAAUUGUACAUUGUGAAAAGGACUAUGGAGAUUAGACACAACUAAUUGCUCUGUUUUUUUUGGUUU
Molecule: messenger RNA, 1293 nt
Organism: Amaranthus tricolor (Joseph's coat)
Lineage: Eukaryota; Viridiplantae; Streptophyta; Magnoliopsida; Caryophyllales; Amaranthaceae
Product: nudix hydrolase 16, mitochondrial-like
Exons: 4
Coding region: 364-924 (186 amino acids)
Cellular component (GO): cytoplasm; nucleus
Molecular function (GO): pyrophosphatase activity
Source: RefSeq, a predicted model, not a curated record